AUGAGCACCUUGGCCGCCCUCCAGGAGGGCUACCAGCACUUCGACCCCCGCGCCUACCUGCAGAACAACUACCUGCCCCCCCGGGCCGACUUCUCCUCCGAGGAGUUCGUGGUGCCCUGGAAGCUGCGAUGCCUGGCCGAGACCUUCGCCAGUGGUGAGAUCCACGGGCGCACGCUGAUCGACGUGGGCUCGGGUCCCACCAUCUACCAGCUCCUGAGCGCCUGCGACCACUUCGAGGAGAUCGUGGCCACCGACUACCUGGCGGUGAACCGGGAGGAGCUGGGGCGCUGGGUGCGGGGGGAGCCUGGCACCUUCGACUGGAGCCCCUUCAUUCAGCACGUCUGCAAGAUCGAGGGACGCGGGGAGCCCUGGCAGGAGAAAGAGCGUCGGCUGCGGGACCGCCUGCGCCGCAUCCUGCCCAUCGACGUCCACCGUCCGGACCCGCUGGGCGCCCCGUUGCGCCCGCCGGCCGACGCGUUGCUCUCCGCUUUCUGCUUGGAAGCCGUCAGCCCCGACCGCGCCGCCUUCGCCCGGGCGCUGGCACACGUGGGCUCGCUGCUGCGGCCGGGGGGCCACGCGCUGCUGCUGGGGGCUCUGGGGGAGUCCUUCUACCUGGCGGGGGCCGCCCGCCUGCCCGUGGUGCCGCUGGCGGAGGACGACGUCCGGACGGCGUUGACCGGCGCCGGCUUCGCCCUUCGCGACUUCCGAUCCUACGCCAUGCCGCCCGCCCUCCGCACCGGCGUAGACGACGUCGACGGCGUCUUCUUCGCCCACGCGCAGAAGCCGCUGGAGGCCUGA
This is a messenger RNA of Haliaeetus leucocephalus (bald eagle), 798 nucleotides long. RefSeq names its product phenylethanolamine N-methyltransferase (gene PNMT). Gene Ontology annotation, molecular function: phenylethanolamine N-methyltransferase activity. The record is from RefSeq and is a predicted model, not a curated record. Bases 1 to 798 code for a protein of 265 amino acids. Gene Ontology annotation, cellular component: cytosol. NCBI's taxonomy places the organism in Eukaryota, Metazoa, Chordata, Aves, Accipitriformes, Accipitridae. The transcript has 3 exons.